Messenger RNA from Danaus chrysippus (African queen), 795 nucleotides. Lineage: Eukaryota; Metazoa; Arthropoda; Insecta; Lepidoptera; Nymphalidae. The record is from the annotation of a GenBank genome assembly.
AUGGUUGCCACACGUAUACGGACGUGUGUUCUAAGCGGCGGUCCGCGGCGCACUACUGCCAGCCGCGAGCCGACACUCGCCCGGACCGAAUACAAGCUGAGGGGUUUCGUUCUGAAAUCUCAUUUCAAGAUACGUGAUGUGAAGCUAGUAGUGGUGGGUGACGGUGGUGUUGGUAAGAGCGCCAUCACCAUACAGUUCUUUCAGAAGCUCUUCGUCACCGACUAUGAUCCUACCAUAGAAGACUCCUACAUACAACACACUGAGGUCGACGGACAGUGGUGUAUACUUGAUGUACUGGACACGGCCGGCCAGGAGGAGUUCAGCGCCAUGAGGGAGCAGUACAUGAGGAAGGGGGACGGCUUCCUGCUGGUGUACUCCGUCACCGACCAGCAGAGCUUCCAGAACAUACGACACUUCCACACGCAGAUACUCAGAGUCAAGGACAGAGAGACGUACCCCAUGUUAGUAGCGGCCAACAAGGUGGACCUGGUGCACGCGCGGGCCGUGAGCGAGGAGGCGGGCCGGGAGCUGGCCCGCACGCUCGGGGCGCCCUACAUAGAGACCUCCGCCAAGGAGCCGCCGCUCAACGUGGACCGGGCCUUCCAUGAGCUGGUUCGUAUAAUCCGCAACCAUCCUCAGCGGGAGGAGAAGAGAGUCCGCGGGACCAAGUGCGGCCAGUGCUCGCUGCUACUGAUGACGUUUCUCUUCAACGCGAACAAGGAUCAAGCUCGGCGCCCACAUACAGUCUAUAGUCUAUACUCUAUAGUGUUACCAACAUUCAAGUUACUGUUGUAG